Molecule: messenger RNA, 4859 nt
Organism: Maylandia zebra (zebra mbuna)
Lineage: Eukaryota; Metazoa; Chordata; Actinopteri; Cichliformes; Cichlidae
Source: RefSeq, a predicted model, not a curated record
ACGUCCUCAUCGAUGCCAAAGCCCACUCCGAGAAGUACACAGCUGAGAGCAAUUACAACAUGCACUCUCUGGAGAUCAAGAACUGUGAUUUCUUCGACACUGCUAAGUAUCAUAUCUCUGCCCUCAAUGUGAAAGGGGAAGCUUCUGCUGUGGCCUCUGUGGUUGUGAAAAGGUUCCAAGAGGGUGUUGAACCAGGCCCACUCGAUCCUAAACCACAUGGUUUUAGCCCUGAGCAUGGUGUUACCUUUGAAACCACCAUUAUUGACAAAUUUGAAGUGGCUUUUGGCUCUGAAGGGGAGACGUUGAGCCUCGGCUGCACUGUCAUCAUUUAUCCCACUGUGAAAAAAUACCAGCCUGAAGUCGUGUGGUACAGAAACUCUGUCCCAUUAAAGCCCUCUAAGUGGGUGCACACUCACUGGUCUGGGGAACGUGCCGUACUCACUCUUGUCCACCUUAACAAAGAAGAUGAGGGCAUGUACACCCUGCGCGUCAACACCAAAUCUGGCUAUGAUACCUAUGCUGCCUACGUGUUUGUCAGAGAUGCCGAUGUAGAGGUUGAGGGGGUACCCGUAGCCCCCCUGGAUGUGCGCUGUCAUGAUGCCAACAAGGACUAUGUUGUGGUAACCUGGAAGCAGCCAGCGGUGGAAGGCAGCAGCUCCAUCCUGGGGUACUACAUCGACAGGUGUGAGGUGGGCACCCAUCACUGGGCUCGGUGUAAUGAAGUCCCAGUCAAGUACGCUCGCUUCCCUGUCACAGGACUGGUGGAGGGGCGGUCUUACGUGUUUAGGGUGCGUGCCGUAAACAAGGCCGGAGUCAGCCAUCCAUCCCGCGUCUCUGAGGCCGUGGUAGCCAUGGAUCCCUCUGACAGAGCACGCCUCAGAGCUGGACCCUCAGCUCCUUGGACUGGAAUGAUCAAGUUCACAGAGGAGGAUCCGACAGUCGGUGUAGUCCCAGGAGAACCAACUGAUGUUGUGGUUACUGAGGCAACUAAAAGUUAUGUGGUACUUGCCUGGAAGCCUCCAGCCCAGAGGGGUCAUGAAGGAGUCAUGUAUUACAUUGAGAAGCGUAUUUCUGGCACUGACACCUGGCAGAGGGUGAACACUGGUAUGCCAGUCAAAUCUCCUCGCUUUGCCCUGUUUGACCUGGCGGAGGGUAAAUCUUACAGCUUCCGUGUACGCUGCUGCAACUCUGCCGGCGUGGGUGAAGCCUCUGAAUCCACAGGAGAAGUCAUAGUUGGAGAUAAACUGGACCUGCCAUCAGCUCCAGGCAACCCGGUUGCCACCAGGAACACUGACACAUCUGUGGUGGUUUCCUGGGGGGCCUCCAAGGAUGUGCAAGACUUGGUGGGCUACUAUAUUGAAUGCAGUGUGGUGGGCACAGAUGUCUGGAUGCCUUGCAACAAUAAGCCUGUUAGGCAGACCAGGUUUGUGUGUCAUGGCCUGAUUACUGGUGCAAACUACGUGUUUAAAGUGAAGGCAGUAAAUGCUGCUGGAUACAGCCAGAGCUCCCCCAAUUCUGACGCUGUAGUUGUACAGGCUGCCAUCUCCGUACCUGGUAAGCCCACCGGUGUGACCCUGCAGGAGGCCUUCAAGGACUACAUGGUCCUGGGCUGGAACGCGCCUGCUAACAACGGAGGAGCUGACAUCAGGGGCUAUUUUGUGGACUACAGAACCGUAAAGGGAGGCGUUGCUGGAAAAUGGCAUGAAAUGAACCACCAGGCACUGACUACAACUUCCUAUAAAGCGGAGAACCUGAAGGAGAGGCUCUUUUAUCAGUUUCAAGUCCGAGCAGUGAACAUGGCUGGUGUGAGUAAACCCUCUCUGCCCAGUGCACCUCUGGAGUGCAAAGAAUGGACCAUUACUGUCCCAGGUGUUCCUGUUGGUCUUCAUGUACUGGAGGUCCGUGACACCUCUGUGGUGGUCCUGUGGGAGCCACCGGUGUUUGAUGGUCGCUCGCCUGUCAAUGGCUACUACUUGGACGUCAAGGAGGCCUCUGCUGGUGAGGAAUGCUGGAAAGGUGUUCAUGAAAAGGUCAACAAGAUGAAAUACAUGAAGGUGACUGGACUGAAGGGUGGCGCAUCCUAUGUGUUCCACGUGCGUGCUCAAAAUCUUGCUGGAGUUGGAAAGCCCUCUGCAGUCUUAGGUCCAAUCCUGGCCCAGACUCGCCCUGGCACCAAAGAGAUUUACGUGGAUGUUGAUGAUGACGGUGUGAUUUCCAUGGUCUUUGAGUGCUCUGAGAUGAUGGAGGGCUCUGAGUUUGUUUGGUCCAAGAACUACAAAGAGAUCACAGACACCUCUCGUCUGACUAUUAUCAGUGAACGGGGAAAAUCCAGAGCUAUCUUCAAUAGUCCCUCUCUGGAGGAUCUGGGUACCUUCUCCUGUGUAGUCACCAACACUGACGGCAUUUCCUCCAGCUACACGCUCACUGAGGAGGGUCUCAAGCGUCUUCUGGACAUCAGCCAUGAUCACAAGUUCCCUGUUAUUCCCUUUAAGAACGAAAUGGCUAUGGAGCUGCUCGAGAAGGGUCGCGUGCGAUUCUGGACUCAGGUGGAGAAAUGCACUUCUGACUGCCAAGUGGAGUAUGUCUUCAACGAUGUUAUCAUUUCUCAGGGAAAGAAAUACAUAAUGAACUUCGACAAGUCCAGCGGUAUUAUCGAAAUGUUCAUGGACUCUUUGGAAGUCACAGAUGAGGGGACGUUCACCUUUAACCUGGUGGAUGGCAAAGCUAAGGGUACAACCAGUCUGGUGCUAAUUGGAGAUGAAUUCAGGGAGCUUCAAAAGAAGUCAGAAUUUGCGAGGGCAGAAUGGGUCAGGAAACAAGGUCCUCACUUUGUCGAGUACCUUGACUUCAGUGUUACCCCUGAAUGUGAUGUACUGCUGAAAUGCAAGAUUGGAAAUGUCAGACCAGAGACUGAGAUCACUUGGUCUAAGGACUGCAUUGAGAUUGCAGAGGAUGAUGAGGAUGCUAAGAAAAUCGAGAGGCAGGACGGCGAGCUGACCUUUAAUAUCGGAAAGAUCUCCAAGCACGACGCGGGUGUUUACGAGGUCUUCCUGAGGGAUGAGAGAGGCAAAGAUAAGAGCACCUUCAGUCUGACAGAUGCAGGAUACCAAGCUGUAAUGAAUGAGCUGUUCAGGGUUAUUGCUAACUCUUCCAGCGAAAUCAAAGUUCUCAGUACCGAGCAUGGCAUCGUCCUCUACUCCACGGUCACAUAUUACCAUGAGGACCUGCGUGUUGGUUGGCUCCACAAAGACGGCAAAAUUGCUGCUUCAGAGAGAGUUAAGUCCGGAGUCACAGGAGACCAGCUUUGGCUUAAGAUCAAUGAGCCUACUGAGAAGGACAAGGGCAAAUACAGCAUGGACAUCUUUGAUGGCAAGGACGGUGUAAAGAGAGCCUUUGAUCUGACUGGCAAGGCAUGGGAAGAGGCAUUUGAAGAAUUCCAAAGGCUCAAAGCUGCAGCAAUCGCUGAGAGAAACCGUGCUCGUGUUGUUGGAGGCUUGCCAGAUGUGGUUGCAAUCCAAGAGGGCAAGUCCCUGAACCUAACUGGCAACGUUUGGGGCGAGCCUGUACCUGAGGUGUCCUGGACGAAGAACGAAAAGGUGCUGGUAUCUGACGACCACUACAAACUCAAGUUUGAGCACAACAAGUUCGCCAGUAUCACAAUCGCCGCCGUCUCCACGGCUGACUCUGGCAAAUACGCCCUUGUGGUGAAGAACAAGUAUGGCACAGAGGCCGGCGAGUUCACCGUCAGCGUGUACAACCCAGAGGAAGAGGAGAGCAAGGAGGAGAAGAAAGACUAAAGGAUGACACAGCGUAAUGACACAAGGAAGAUUAACAACAGGGCAGUCUCCAAAGUAUUUUACCCCGGCAUGUGCCGGUGCAACACAGCAAAUAAAUAAAUAAAUCAUGAAUUUAAAAAAAACAAUCAUGGGUUAAAGAGUUUCGGGCAUUUCUUAUUAAGGAUAGGGUUAUGAAUGUGAAACAGAAUAACUGUUUGCUUGCAGUUUGUGCUUGAUGUGUCAUGUUUGGGGGAUAUUUGACUUGACAAUUUUAUUUUGAAAACAGCUUGAAGACCUCCAAAAGCAAAACACUCUAUUCUGAUCAUUUAAAGUUUUACAUUUAAGUAAUUUUAGGCAUUUCAGACCACAUCACUUUGGGUUUUCCCCACUGUAAACAAAAAAAAAGGAAAAUAUUAUGUCAUUAACUUUAUACCAGCUAUUGCAAUCAACUUAUAAAGUGAUAUGAUGGCUAAAACUGUGUGUGUAUGUUAUGUCUGUACAGCUUGCGAGCUACAAGUCAGUGAUCACAUCUGUUUGUAGGAGAGGUGGAGCUGAAAAGCACUGAUGCCAUGUAAACAAGUACACAGCAAUCAGAACAGGUUCAUCUGAUGUGUCUAACACACUGUACGAACGCAAAGGAGUACAGGCAGAACUGGAAAACUUGGAAUCACUUCUGAACACCACACACUAUGAAGAAAUUCCGUUGAACUGGGGUGGGGGUAGUGGGUGGGAAUGUUGUUUUUCAGGUAAAAUAUAAAGAAAACCCCCAUGUGAUAAACACUCAUGUACCAUGUGGCCUGAGGCUGAAUACAGUAUCUAUGUUUGUGUCUCUUCAAGGCACUCUUGCAAUAAAACUGCACCUGCUUGUAGAGAGGGUUGCCUUUGUUCUCCAUAAUCUCCCGUCUUCAGCUCAUUGAUUAACAGAAAUGCCCUCAGUAUAAUUAAUAAUAAAUAAAGAUUAAAAAAAAAAGGGUUUGAAAGAUUGAUGAUGGUCAAAUGAAAAGAACCUGUUGUCAUUGUGUGUAACCCAGUUCCUGAAAGCUAUAACUGUUUGCCAAAUACUAAUUAAAAUUUGGCUGCUGA